Felis catus (domestic cat) is the source of this 1652-nucleotide messenger RNA. RefSeq names its product non-POU domain-containing octamer-binding protein-like. Lineage: Eukaryota; Metazoa; Chordata; Mammalia; Carnivora; Felidae. Gene Ontology annotation, biological process: regulation of DNA-templated transcription. Gene Ontology annotation, cellular component: nucleus. The record is from RefSeq and is a predicted model, not a curated record. Gene Ontology annotation, molecular function: RNA binding.
CGGGACGGUAGAGGCCAUGUAGCGUCGCCAUUACUCUGAGGAGAGAACAGUUGGUAGAGGGGUGCAAAAAUGCAGAGCAAUAAAACCUUUAACUUGGAGAAGCAAAACCAUACUCCAAGGAAGCAUCAUCAGCAUCACCACCAGCAGCACCACCAACAGCAACAGCCACCACCGCCACCAAUACCUGCAAAUGGGCAACAAGCCAGCAGCCAAAAUGAAGGCUUGACUAUUGACCUCAAGAAUUUUAGGAAACCAGGAGAGAAGACCUUCACCCAACGUAGCCGGCUCUUUGUGGGCAAUCUUCCUCCUGACAUCACUGAGGAGGAGAUGAGGAAACUAUUUGAGAAAUACGGGAAGGCAGGCAAAGUCUUCAUUCAUAAGGAUAAGGGCUUUGGCUUUAUCCGCUUGGAAACGCGAACCUUAGCAGAGAUUGCCAAAGUAGAGCUGGACAACAAGCCACUUCGUGGAAAGCAGCUGGUGCGCUUUGCCUGCCAUAGUGCAUCGCUCACAGUCCGAAACCUUCCUCAGUAUGUUUCUAACGAACUGCUGGAGGAAGCUUUUUCUCUGUUUGGCCAAGUGGAAACAGCUGUAGUCAUCAUGGAUGAUAGAGAAAGGCCCGCAGGAAAAGGCAUUGUUGAAUUCUCAGGGAAGCCAGCUGCUCGGAAAGCUCUGGACAGGUGCAGUGAAGACUCCUUCCUGUUAACCACAUUUCCUCGGCCUGUGACUGUGGAGCCCAUGGACCAGUUGGAUGAUGAAGAGGGACUUCGAGAGAAGCUGGUUAUAAAGAACCAGCAAUUUCAUAAGGAGCGAGAACAGCCACCCAGAUUUGCACAGCCUGGCUCCUUUGAGUAUGAGUAUGCCAUGCGCUGGAAGGCACUCAUUGAGAUAGAGAAGCAGCAGCAGGACCAAGUGGACCGCAACAUCAAGGAAGCUUGUGAGAAGCUGGAGAUGGAGGCUGCUCGCCAUGAGCACCAAGUCAUGUUAAUGAGACAGAAUUUGAUGAGGCAUCAAGAAGAACUCCGGAGGAUGGAAGAGCUGCACAACCAAGAAGUGCAAAAACGAAAGCAACUGGAGCUCAGGCAGGAGGAAGAGCGCAGGCGCCGUGAAGAAGAGAUGUGGCAGCCACAGGAAGAAGUGAUGCGGCGACAGCAGGAAGGAUUCAAGGGAACAUUCCCUGAUGCGAGAGAACAGGAAAUACGGAUGGGCCAGAUGGCCAUGGGAGGUGCUAUGGGCAUAAACAACAGAGGCGCCAUGCCCCCUGCUCCAGUGCCAGCUGGUACCCCAGCUCCCCCAGGACCUGCCACUAUGAUGCCAGAUGGAACCUUGGUAUUGACCCCACCAACUGAACGCUUUGGCCAGGCUGCUACCAUGGAAGGAAUUGGGGCCAUUGGUGGAACCCCUCCUGCGUUCAACCGUGCAGCUCCUGGAGCUGAAUUUGCUCCAAACAAACGUCGCCGAUACUAAUAAAAAUUUCACUGUCUAGUUUCCCAAAAACCCUCAAAAGAAAGACCCUUUUUGGACUAGCCAGAAUUCUGCCCUGGAAAAAGUGUUAGGGAUUCCUCCCAAUAGUGAGGUCUUCCUUGCCUGUACUACUCUAAGGGAGUAUGCUGGAGGCUGAGGGCAAGGGAGGGGCAAUAAAAUUUAACAAAGCA